UUCUGAACGCACGCGGAAGAUUGAACAGAAAUCACGUGACUCAGGCGUCAAGAAAUCAGCUGAGGGCUCGGAGUUUCACUCAGGAAAUACAGGUUUGGUGAUUCUUUGAUCUCCAUCAUGUCUGGGUCAAGCGGAGCUGAUGCAAAUUUGCUGGCACAGUCUAUAAGUUCAAAUAUUCAGAGAAUAACACUGCUGACUAAUGAAAUCCAGCAGAUGAUGAGACAUUUUGGAACAGCACAAGACACGACUGUCCUGCGACAAACAUUACAGGAGAAACAGCAGAGUGUCAAUCAUCUCGCUAAAGUGACAGAUAAAUACAUGAAAGAUUUCAGCUCUUUACCUGUGACCACAGAACAGCGGCAAAGAAAAAUCCAACGAGAACGUCUGAUAAAUGAAUUCUCCAAUGCACUGGGCGUUUUCCAGAAAAUUCAGCGAGAGGUAGCAAAGAAAGAGAAGGAGUUUGUGGCACGUGUCCGUGCGAGCUCAAGAAUUUCUACUGGUGAUCCAGAUGAUAGCACUGGAGGAUUUUUGUCACCCUUUCAAAGUGAUACUCAGGCUCAAACUCAGAGAUAUGAGGAGAACAUCACAGAAGAAGAUCUGCAGCUCAUUCAGGAGAGAGAAUCAGCAAUCAGACAGCUGGAGUCGGACAUCACAGGCAUUAAUGAAAUCUUCAGAGAUCUGGGCAUGAUGGUACAUGAACAGGGAGACAUGAUUGACAGUAUAGAGGCCAAUGUAUCAAACGCAGAGGUCUAUGUGGAGUCAGCCACACAACAGCUGAAUAGUGCAGCAGGUUACCAGACAUCAUUCCGCAAGAAGAUUUUCAUCUUCAUCAUUGUUCUGGUUGUGGUGGCUGUUGUUAUUGGUUUGAUUGUCUACGCUUCUGUGAAAAAAUGAGUGUUUGUCAACUCUAUCUGAAGGCCCAAUGUUUGCACUGGCAUGUUUUUAAUGAGUUACGAAGUUUUGUCACCAAGUGAAGCUGCCUUGACUUAAGAUAUUGUCAUUAAUGGAAUCUUUAAUAACAGUUCAACUCUAUAAACAGCACCUUUGGUGUGCAAUCCAUUACAACAGGAAAUUAUUUCAACUCAUGUUUUUAAAGCACUGUGUUACAACAUUCCACAGAGACUGUAUAUAGAGUUUAACCUAGAAAAUGAUUUUAAUAUUGCUACUGUUAACCAAUUAUCAUUCCACUCUGCGCAUCUUCCACCCAUCUGAUUUGUUGUAGAAGCAAGCAUUCCUUAUAGUAAAAUGCCCUAAAUAUGAGAUUUCAAUGGUUGAAAAUGUCAUUCAGUAUAAAGCUGCUGCUUUAAAGAAGUACAGUAUAAGAGCACUAUACUUUUAAACUGCUCUCAAACACUUUAUUUGAAGAAAGACUCUGAGAAUACACUGCAGGUCAAAACAUUAGACACUAGAAUCCAUUUCUCAUCAUCCAUAGUGAGCAAAUCUGGAAUGUAGACAAAAAAGGAGUGUAAGAAAGUUUUCUUUAGUUGAACAUUAUGAACACUACAUAAUUCCCAUAUUUCCAUUUGUUGUUUCAUAGUUAUAAUGACCUUACUAUUAAUCUAAAAUGUAUAAAAUAGUAAUAAAGAUUGAGUAGAUGUGCCUAAACUUUUGACUGGUAAGGUCAGAUUCACUCAGGUCCAAAAACUAUAUACGUAAUAUAAAUAUAUAUAUAUAUAUAAGGCUAUCGAUUUAAUGUGUUAAUUUAAUUAAUUAUGGGAAUAAAAUUUGUCCAGAAUAGCAUGAGUGCAAAUGUGAUAUGGAUUUUAUACAACAGUUCAAUAAAUAAAGUUAAUAUUGUUUUAUAUUUUGGACAAAAUAUUGUCUGUUUUCUAUGGAAGCUUGUUUCUGCCACGGAAUAAAAUUAUUAAAAAGAUAAUUGCGACUUUUUGUCUCACAAUUCUGACUUUUUUUCUCACAAUUGUGAGUUAUAAAGUCAUAAUUGUGGAAUAUAAAGUCCAAUUCGGAGGGAAAAAAUUUUGACAUUGACAAUUGCGAGUUUAUAUCAUGCAAUUCUGAAAAAAAGUCAGAAUUGAAAGAUGCAAACUUAAAAUUGUAAGAAAAAAAGUCGCAAUUACCUUCUUUAUUUUUAUUCAGUGCUGGAAACAAGCUUCCACAGUUUUGUUAUUGUCUCAAUUUUGCCAACAAAAAUAUUACCUGUAAAGUGUUUCAUUUCUGAAUGAAUCCACGUUUUGAGCAAAUUAGUCAGGUGAACCAAUUAUUCAAAGCACCAUUCAUAAAGAGAACCAUUUACUUCAUUCCUGAAUGAAUCAGCCAUUUGAAUUAAUCGAAUUUAUGAAUGACUCAAUGACUUACUCAUUUAGAAGUUUACUGCCAACUACUGGCAGUUUUAGUUUCAAUUUCAUAUUUUGGGGAUAGUUUGCACAAAAUUUGAAAAUUCUUUUUAUUUACAUUUCCUCAUGUCGUUUCAAACCUGUAUGACUUUCUUUCUUUUGCGGAACAUAAGAGAAGAUCUUUUGAAGAAUGUUGGUAACCAAACUGUUUUGGUCUGUAAAUAUAUCUAAAUACCAAUUCAGAUGCAGCUUCUGAAAAAAAAAAAUAAAUAAAUAAAUAAAAAAUUUAAAAACAAUCAUGGUCGUUGUAACCUAAACUUUUAUGUGUAAUAAAUUCAAUGUUGAAUCAAAUAAAAUAUUUCUUUCCAAAGCUA
Molecule: messenger RNA, 2665 nt
Organism: Ctenopharyngodon idella (grass carp)
Lineage: Eukaryota; Metazoa; Chordata; Actinopteri; Cypriniformes; Xenocyprididae
Gene: stx7l
Product: syntaxin 7-like
Exons: 10
Coding region: 118-894 (258 amino acids)
Biological process (GO): vesicle fusion; intracellular protein transport; vesicle-mediated transport
Cellular component (GO): endomembrane system; synaptic vesicle; membrane
Molecular function (GO): SNARE binding; SNAP receptor activity
Source: RefSeq, a predicted model, not a curated record